AUGCGUGCCUCCACACUCGUUCUCGGCGCGGCCUCAGUGGCAUCUGUACUCGGUGCUCCCUUGGAGAAGAGGGCCAACUACGACCCUCUCCCCGGUGGUGAUGUCGACAUUCUCAACUACGCCUUGAUCCUCGAGUAUCUCGAGCGCGAGUUCUACAGCCAAGGUCUCCGCAACUACACCGAGGCAGACUUCUGCGAAUUCGCCGGCAACGAUGGCAGCAGGUUUUACAAGAACCUCCAGAACAUCUACGAGGACGAGAAGACCCACGUAGACUUCCUCAAGACAGCCCUCAAGACAGCUGCCGUCCCCGAACCCUCCUUCGACUUCCCCUCCACCACAGCCCAGUCCUUCCUCGCCCUCGCUUCCGUCCUCGAGGGCGUCGGCGUGUCCGCCUACCUCGGCGCCGCGGCCGUCAUCGCCGACAAGGCCUACGUCCCCGCCGCCGGCUCCAUCCUGACCGUGGAAGCCCGCCACUCCGCCUUCGUCCGCCAGGCCCUCGGCGCCAAGCCCUUCCCCAAGCCCUUCGACACGCCCCUCGACUUCAACCAGGUACACAGCCUGGCCAUCCCCUUCAUCACGGGCUUCGCGCCCGGCACCCCGGCGUUGCCGUUCAAGGCCUUCCCCAAGCUCGACGUCGGCUUCGUUCAGGGACACGACAUGGUCGUCUUCGAGAACGCGUACGCGAAGGCGGUCGCCGCCGGUACUCUCCCGCAGGGCUCCAAGGUUUACGCCGUCUUCUUCAGCGGUUUGGAUAUCUACUACGAGGAGGUUGUCAUCAACGGCAACGACUACGUUGCUACCAACGUCCCUGAUGGUUGCGAGGGCCAGGUCUACGUCGUCCUCAGCACGGCCGACGGCGUGAACGCCAAGGUCGCGGACGAGAACACCGUUGCUGGUGUUGGUAUCGUCGAGGUCGGUGACUCCAACUACCACUAA
This is a messenger RNA of Colletotrichum karsti, 936 nucleotides long. RefSeq lists its product as uncharacterized. The transcript is spliced from 4 exons. The coding region runs from base 1 to 936 and encodes 311 amino acids. The record is from RefSeq and is a predicted model, not a curated record. NCBI's taxonomy places the organism in Eukaryota, Fungi, Ascomycota, Sordariomycetes, Glomerellales, Glomerellaceae.